AUGGAAUCCUCUGGCCUCGCAGGGCCCAUCAAAGCGACUUUUUGGGAGCUGCAUCGACAGCUUGCGGAAUGUUAUGCCUCUGAUAUUGCAACAGCAGAGGGCCGACCCGCAGAGAAGAAAGCCGAUGCGGUCACAUCUCUCCAGAUCAAGUAUGAUCAGCACUUGCAGACUCCUGUGGCGAGCGAGAGGCGGCUGAGCAACAGCUCCAUGAUCUCUGUGGAUCCCCGCGCGGCACGCAGCGACCGGACCAUUGUCUUGGAUCCCACGCACAGUGAACGGCUAAGCGCAAAAGACCGCAUCGAAACGGUGAGGGGGAGGAGAAAGCAGACACUGAAAACGCUUGGCAAAGUACAGGGCGUUGAUGUGUCAGAGGAUGGCAGCAGUGUGGCAGCGCCCAUAAACUUGAAGCUGCAUGAGUGUUGGAAUUCCAACAAGCUUCAGAAGAAGCUUCCCGCGAACCGGCGGCUGUCUCAAGACUUCGGUGGCACCAGAGACAUGCUUCCUGUGACGUCUCAGCCCAGCGACGACACCAGCGUCGGACCCAGGAAGUGCAUGUUUCAUCCAGCCGGGUUAUUCAGAACAGUUUGGAACAUGAUCGUGGCCAUCUGUGUGCUAUAUGAUCUCAUUGUUAUUCCUCUUUAUGCCUUCAACCUCCCGACCUCAGUUGCUCUUACAGUUUUCGGAUGGGCGAUCAUGCUGUUUUGGAAUCUGGACUUCGUGAUUUCUUUCCGGACUGGGUAUUACGAUCAGGGUGCACUUGUCAUGUCACCUGUUCGGGUUGCUCUUCAUUAUGCGAAGACUUGGCUGCUCUUCGACGUUUGCUUGAUUUCGCUGGAUUGGAUCCUUGCCGGAAUGGAUCUGGCCGACAGUGGAGGAGGACAGCCAUGGUCACGCACGCUGCGGAUGCUCCGAUUUCUGAGGCUUAUCCGGAUGUUACGAUGGAUCAAGCUUCGACAGGCAAAUGAAGCUCUGCAAGACCUCCUGCACUCACAGGUUACGAGCUUGUACUACGGCCUGGCAAGCAGCAUAGCACACCUUAUGGUGCUGAACCAUUUAGUUGCCUGUGCCUGGUUCGGAGUGCACCACCUCAGCUCGGACAACUGGGUGAUCGCAAGCAAUAUCGAAGACACCGCCAUCAGCCACCAAUACUUGGUUUGUAUGAAUUGGGCCUUCGCGCAACUGGGAGUUGGGUCCAGCAACGCCAAGCCCAUCAACAGCCUGGAAUUUGCGUUUUGCAUCAUCAUUACGUUCCGCUCGCUCAUCACAAGCUCCACGUUGAUUAGCACAGUGAGUAAUUUGAUGGCCGGCUUGAGCAAGAUCAAGGAAGAUGAGACGAACGAGUUUCGACUCCUCCGCGCAUACCUCGCAGCGAAUGAAAUCCCGCAGCAGCUCACGCAAAAGGUCACACAGUUCCUGCAGUUUCAAUAUGCGUUGAGGCAGGAAGCCAGGUCCGCCGACAUGCAGGUGCCACUGCUGGAGCUGCUGUCACAGCAGCUGCACGGCGAGCUUCAGUUUGCCCGAUACCAGAAGUCACUAUGUAAGCUACGCUUCAUUGACGACUUGAUGGACGACCCUGACCUUCAAACUAUGCAGGUCUUGCAUCGCUUGGCCAUGUCUGCAUUGAGCACCACAAUUGUGGCGGCAAAGGAUGUGAUCUUCCUAUGUGGUAGCCAGGCGGUUGCAGCUUCCUUAAAGCUGAGUGGUUCUCUGACAUACUUCCACGAGGAUGGGACGAAGACGAUCGAUUCAUCCACUUGGGUAGCAGAGGUUUGCUUAUGGACUCCAUGGAUCUUCAUGGGUGAUCUCGUUGCCGAUGACGUGAGCCGCCUGGCCCUGCUCGAUGCCGAAAGCUUUUGCGAAAUCCUGGCGCAGAAUCCGCAAACUCACUACGCUGCUCACCGCUAUGCGAAGGACUUCUUGGAAUUGCUGAAGAAGCAGGAGAGCUGGCUGGACGUGCUGGAAAGGGAGGGUGACUCUGAGGAUGAGAGCGUCAACGGGAGCGAGACAACUGCCCCAGCUUCCAAGAAGAGGCUAUGCUGUGCACCUUUCCUGGGUUCAAAGCGGCGGCUGGCGCAGGUGGUGCCAGCUGCUCCGGACUCCACGCAACGCGAGCUUCGAUAG
This is a messenger RNA of Symbiodinium natans, 2121 nucleotides long. NCBI's taxonomy places the organism in Eukaryota, Dinophyceae, Suessiales, Symbiodiniaceae. The record is from the annotation of a GenBank genome assembly.